GGGGCGCUGCGCGGCGAGGAGGCGCGGGAGGAGGGGGGGUACGACCGCGCCGCCGCGAGGAAGGGGGAGCUGGUGCGGCGCGAGGAGGCGGCGUGGGCGGCGCUCGCUGGGCAGUGCCGCGCGUGCCUUGCGGCGAGGCGGCUGGCGGAGGAGGUUGCGGCGCUGCGCGAGGCGCUGGAUCAGAAGCUGGCGGAGCAGGCAGAGUGCGGCGUGAGCGUGGCGCGAUGUGACGCCGCCAUCGAGGCGGUGGAGGUUCGGCUGGCGGCGAGCGCCGGCGCCGCCGAGCUGCGCAGCAAGCUCGACGCGCUCGAGCAGGCGGGGGCUCUGAUCCUCGACGCGCUCGCCGACUGCCGCGCCGCCCAGAGGCGCCACGGCGAUGCGGUCGUGCAGGGGGAGGCGGAGGCGGGGCGGCUGCAGCUGGAGGUCAAGGGGCUGCAGGACCAGCGGGCCAGGCUGGAGCUCGAGGCCCUGUGCGUCAAGCUCGACGGCGACGAGGACGUCGCGCUGCAGCAGCAGGUGCUCGAGCAG
This is a messenger RNA of Emiliania huxleyi CCMP1516, 528 nucleotides long. RefSeq lists its product as hypothetical. Lineage: Eukaryota; Haptophyta; Isochrysidales; Noelaerhabdaceae. The record is from RefSeq and is a predicted model, not a curated record. The annotation marks the transcript as partial. The transcript is spliced from 4 exons.